CCGUUUCGAUCGGGUUGUCUGUUUUCGACCUGCUAUUUCGAGUUUCCCAAUUAUGGGAGUGAAGCUAUUAGAUACGACAGAGACAAUCUGUCGGUCGCAAUGUUUAUUACGGAGACAAUGGAGCGUUCAUCAAUCUCGCGUCGUGAAUAAAUUAUGCGAAGGUAUUGAUAAACGCGUCGCUAUGCAGCAACCUAUAUUCAUGCAUUAUCUCUACUAUAGACUGUUUAUGCAUCACUCGGCUCUGCACUAAUUUAUCAGCACUUUGUGUCAAUAGCCUUUUGUUCAAGGAGACAACUAUAGGAGGCUCGGUAGAUAGUGGAAAUUUCGUAGAACAUGUGCCACGCAUUACCCCCGCUAUUAUCGUAUGCUAUAAAUUGAAAGUUCAGAUGUUAGCACGGAUUCGUUCACGUUAAUGCGAAACUAAAUAUCAUCACGGGACUCUGCGCAUCGGGAAAAUAGCAAACUUCCAUUUUCAAAGCAUUCUCCGCAAGCUUGAAUUUAACUAUAGUUGAAUUGUAAACUUUGAUAGAUAUUAGUUAAUUAGUAUACUCUUAACUUCUGAAUUAUUUCUUUUUUCGUUUUCAGUUAACUUUUACAUUAACGCUUUAAUUCUGUUAUAACAGCUCGAGUUUAACGGUUACUCUGUAUUUGAUUGAUAAACAUUCUGAGGGAACAUUUAUUUCGUUUCGGAUAUUGUAAAGUAAAAUAUGAAAGUUCGUGCUAGUUUUCAAUUUACUUAGCAUUUUUUAAGGAACUGAAAACAGGAUAAAUAUAGACGGGUAAGCAAGUCGUGAUUUUUAUACAGUUAUGGAUUUAUAACUGUUAUCUUAGAAGAAAAAAGUUAACAGUUAAAGGUAACUGUUACAUCAGAAACAAUUGAACAUGUUAUCAGUUUCGUUCAAAGUCUGUUUCUCCGCCAAUGCGAUGCAAUCUCGCAUCAUUCUAUUUUAUUUUAGAGUACGAUUUUUCUUCCGUAAACACAUGAAUAAGUUUCUGCAUGGGACUGCAGUAUUUACUCAUUUAAUUGACAAGCGUUCCGCGAGAUUCGUUGAAAAUUUGUAAUUAAAGUUCGCGCAAAUGCUCGUCUUAAAGUAAGUUCUUGUUCCGCGGUCGGUACUUUCACGAUUAUGACUCGCUAAUCGAGAAAAAAACACAUGUUUCAGCGCAUAGAAAAAUCCGCGAUCUUACGUAAAACGUGACAGUUGAUUUAUUCUGUUUGCUAUGUUUGCGGAUUGAAAUUCUCUACGCGAAAAUUGCCGAAGCGCCCGCGGCACGCAAAUACAACCGUAAGUUUCACUCGUGCAUUUUUCAUCGAACCGCUUAACGAAUCGUUGCCCUCGAGUGGCAAGUUAAAUAUUUAUUUAGUCAAAAUUUCAGCAACAACGAGCGCACGGUUAUUCGUCGACGCGAAUCGCAAAUGUCGGGAGUCCGGAGUCGGUAGCUUCGCGGAGGACGUCGCGACGCGUCACGAAAAGCACGCUGCCGCUAUAUAACGAUAGCGUUCAACAGGUAGACGUCGCGUCGCAGCACAAUAAAAACUUUCGAACGGUUGAUACUUCUUCAAACAUCAUCGCCGCAAACAUUAGAUAAGAAUAUUGUCGCCGGUAAUUACAGCGCGGGCGGAGUAACUGAACACACGAGGCCCGUGUCGGUGUGGCACAGCGACGGCGUUCAAUGUGACGCUAAAUCAUCGUUUGAAUCAGUGCGCAUAUUCCUAUCCAAUCUGAUUUGCACCUUAACGAUACUUAAAUGAAAGGUACUUGUUAAUGUAUACAGGGUCUUUGACGAUUGUAAAGUAUCCAUGUGCAAAUCGUGAUAACAGAGAUCAAUGGGCAAUACGAUCAGGUGCUGGGAACUGUUAAAAUGUUGAAAACAAACGAUAACGCGUUGCUUCACGCCAUGUGAAACUGGAUGCGACGAUAACGUUCGACGAUAAAGUGAACGAUAAAUCGUCUUAAUGAACGAUUGUCUAUACAACCUUUUAUGAUAUUGUGAAUGACAAUUCGAUGGUGGUCAUCGAGCUGUCGAGUAUGCAAGUGGACGAAGAUUUGAUCGAGAGAAGAUUCAUGAAAAGUGGCAAGAAACGAGCUAUAUGAACAACUUUUUUCGUAAUUGUUAUGAAAGGUUUUUCAGGAAGAGAAUAGAAGCCAUGGAUCUGCAAAUAGUGCGAUACCUGUUCGCGAUAAUGCUCUGCAUCGCGAAUAUGAUCAUCUACGGUCUGAAAGUCAACAUAUCCACGAUCAUCGUUGGCAUGGUCAAGGCUACGAAGAACGGAGACCCAGGGGAUGAUGAUAACGAAUGUAAUUUCGAAGUUCCUGAAGGUGCGAUUGUGGACAUCGACGGUCCUUUCGAUUGGUCCACCACGGAACAGGGUCUAGUAAUCAGCAUUUACUUCGCUGGCUACCUCGUAGGGAUGUUUCCUUCCGGAUACUUUUCAGAUCGUUUCAAUUCGAAGAACGUUCUGCUGAUCUGCGUGCUGGCGAACGCCAUUCUGACGAUAUUGGUGCCCGUCGCGGCUCACGAGCUGAUAGUGCUCUACAUCGUGAGAUUCCUGACGGGCCUGUUGAGCGCGGCGAAUCUACCCCUGGUGAAUGUGCUCGUGGGCAAAUGGGUCGUUUACGAAGAAAAGUCCAUGUGGGUCGCGAUCAUCUACGCGGGCAUCUCGAUGGGCACCGUAAUCGGCAUCCUUACUUCCGGGAUGAUCAUGCACUCGCUCGGAUGGGAGGCAGUCUUUUACAUCCACGGCACGCUCCCGUUGAUUUGGUGUCUGGUGUUUUACCUGUUCUUCGCCGACUGCCCCGAGCAGCAGAAGUACAUCACCGAGAAGGAGAGGGAACUAUUGGUGACCUCGUACGGGCACAGGACACCGGAAUCGGCAUCCAUGCCGGUCCCGUGGAAACAGAUCUUCACAUCGGUGCCGUUCCUCUCGUUACUAUAUGUCAACACCUUCGGCAACUUCUGCUGGUACUUUCUGCUCACGCAACUACCCCUCUACAUGAACAAGAUACUCAGGUUUGACAUCAAGUCGAACGCAGUCCUCAGCUGUUCGCCGUACUUAAUUAACGCAAUCGUGAACCCGUUCGUGGGAAGAUUGUUGGACUGGGGAAGGAGGAACAACUCUUGGACGCAGACGAAUGCUCGGAAGAUUGCUGUGUUCAUAAGCUGCGUCCCAACGAGUAUAGUCCUUAUUGCCAUCAUGUACAUUGGCUGCGAUCGCUUGACUACCACCGUGCUGUUGAUCGUAUGUAUAAUAUUGUGCGGCACGAUUUUCGUCGGACAUCUUUGCAAUCAGAAUGAUCUGGCGCCGAAUUAUGCUGGAAUUUUAAUGGGCAUCACGAACACACCGGGGACAAUUUCGGCGUUCAUUUUGCCGGCCUUGGUGGGGGCUCUUACGGAGGAUGGGCAUAGCAUGGCACGAUGGAAAUACGUGUUUUGGAUAACUAUCAUUGCCCAGCUGUCAUCGUUCGUUGUGUACGUGUUCACCGGUUCAGGAGAGAUUCAAAAGUGGAAUGAACCACCGGAUACAUGGAAUUAGGAAAUUAAUAAGAUAUCUUCGAAACUAUAUCCACACACAUUGGAAGAGGACGAUUUCCACUUUGAAAGAAAGGCUUGUCAAUUUUUACACAAUUGUUAGGAGAAAUGGCUGUAAAAUAUACAUAUACAAUUUUGCAAUACCUACACUGAGUCAAAAACAUUCUUACUCCACGGCUGUUUCUCAGACGUGUCUUUUUGUGUAGCAACGGGAUGAUUAAAUCUUACACGGCUUAGCGAGACCUUAUAGUGUCCUCCUCACUGGCUUUUUAAUUGUGCUGGAUAAACAAAGUGAACUUGACCGCUUUAAAUACUUUUCUUGUGUUUGAUAAUACGAAAAAAUGUCAAAGUUAUUUACCAUGAUUUACAAAUUAAUCGAUGUUUCUUUUUAAAUGAGAGUGCAAACGUAUUUGCAUCCUUACGGAGUUAAACCUCUCCAGUUAUCUAUAAUACCGCGAUCUUCGCAGGACCUUCAAUUCAAAGUAAUUAGACGUUGGUAAUUAUAGCAUCUUUAUGAUUCAAAAGUUGUUUUAUGAAAUCAACAACAACACCGCUUUCGCAAACUCCAAUCUAAAUAGCGUAAUUAUUUCCAACGUUGAAUCUCAUAUUAUAUUUUAUUCGAAGCGUUAUUUAAUAUUUCGCUAAUAAAUACGUUCCAGGCAAA
Molecule: messenger RNA, 4195 nt
Organism: Megalopta genalis
Lineage: Eukaryota; Metazoa; Arthropoda; Insecta; Hymenoptera; Halictidae
Product: putative inorganic phosphate cotransporter
Biological process (GO): transmembrane transport; monoatomic anion transport
Cellular component (GO): membrane
Molecular function (GO): transmembrane transporter activity
Source: RefSeq, a predicted model, not a curated record